GCUUUCAAUGAGCGUGAGAAGGAGGCGGAGGAGGCAAAGGAGGAGGAGGCGAAGGCGGAGGAGGAGGCGGGGGCAGCCACUUCUCCCGUCCGGCCCGCGGCAGGAAACAAAGAGCCAGGCAGGCAGCGGAGAGACGGGGAUGCUGCAGCUACAGAGCAGGUCUCGUAAUUGGGAAUUUAUCAACAUUUCCACUGGGGUAAUUUUACAGAAUUAUCCGCCUGUGUUCUCCCUGCUGGCUCGUCUGGACUCUGGAGUGCCCUGCUAGGAAUGAAGCCUUCUCUGGGGGUUUAUUCUCGCUAUUGCUGAAAUGGAGCCAUUCACAUAUGGAUUAAUGCUUUAUUCAUAUUUCACCUGAAUCCCUUGGAUCAGUUCAUUUUUAUAAAGGAGACCACUAUUCGUCACUUUGCUGUGAACUCUUGAUAUGUUCAGGCUGUUUGGUAUGUUUGACUCAUUGAGGAAGAACUGAAAUAUAAAAAUAAAUGAAACUAUAAUACUGCAUGGCUCUCCUAGUGGUCAGCCAUAUGUGGCUUCCAAUGUGGAUUUGACUGGGAGCACUGCAAAUCUCAUGGCAGGGGGUGCAAAAUCCACAGCUGCGUGAAAUUUCCUUAUUUUCCUGGCAUGCUUUAACCGGAAUGCCCAAAGAAAAGUACGAUCCACCUGAUCCACGGAGGAUGUACACAAUUAUGUCCUCAGAAGAAGCAGCCAAUGGGAAAAAAUCACACUGGGCAGAGUUGGAAAUAACUGGGAAAGUAAGAAGCCUAAGUUCAUCCUUGUGGUCACUGACCCACUUGACAGCAUUGCAUCUCAGUGACAACUCCUUAUCCCGUAUUCCUUCAGACAUUGCCAAGCUUCACAAUCUAGUGUAUUUGGACCUGUCCUCUAAUAAAAUCCGCAGUUUACCAGCAGAGCUCGGAAACAUGGUGUCACUCAGGGAACUCCAUUUAAAUAACAACCUGUUACGAGUUCUACCAUUUGAGCUGGGAAAACUGUUUCAGUUACAGACAUUGGGUUUGAAAGGAAACCCACUUACACAGGAUAUUCUGAAUCUCUAUCAGGAACCAGAUGGAACAAGAAGGCUACUGAAUUAUUUGCUUGAUAACUUGGCAGGUACUGCAAAAAGAAUUUCGACAGAACAACCACCUCCCAGAUCUUGGAUUAUGUUGCAAGAACCAGAUCGGACAAGACCAACAGCUCUGUUUUCUGUCAUGUGUUACAACGUCCUCUGUGAUAAAUACGCUACUCGGCAGCUAUAUGGCUAUUGCCCGUCAUGGGCAUUGAACUGGGAAUACAGGAAAAAGGCUAUUAUGCAGGAAAUCUUAAGCUGCAAUGCUGACAUCAUAAGCCUUCAGGAGGUUGAAACUGAACAGUACUACAGUUUUUUCCUGGCAGAAUUAAAGGAGCGUGGUUAUAAUGGCUUCUUCAGUCCAAAAUCUAGAGCUAGGACAAUGUCAGAACAAGAAAGAAAGCAUGUUGAUGGCUGUGCAAUAUUUUUCAAGAUUGAAAAGUUCACCUUGGUCCAGAAGCAUACUGUUGAAUUCAAUCAGCUGGCGAUGGCAAACUCAGAGGGAUCUGAAGCGAUGCUGAACAGAGUGAUGACAAAGGACAACAUUGGAGUUGCUGUGUUGCUGGAGCUACGUAAGGAGUUGAUAGAAAUGUCAUCUGGCAAACCACACCUUGGAAUGGACAAACAGCUGGUCCUUGUUGCAAACGCACACAUGCAUUGGGACCCAGAAUAUUCUGAUGUGAAGCUGGUCCAGACCAUGAUGUUCCUUUCUGAGGUGAAGAACAUCAUUGACAAAGCCUCUCGUAGUCUCAAGACUGGCGUUUCAGGAGAACAUGUAGCUAUUCCACUUGUACUCUGUGCUGAUCUGAAUUCUCUGCCAGACUCUGGUGUGGUAGAAUAUUUGAGCACUGGUGGAGUAGAAACAAACCAUAAAGAUUUUAAGGAACUGAGAUACAAUGAAAGUCUCACUAACUUCAGUUGUAAUGGGAAAAAUGGAACCACCAAUGGAAGGAUUACUCAUGGUUUCAAGUUAAAGAGUGCCUAUGAGAAUGGCCUAAUGCCUUAUACAAAUUACACAUUUGAUUUCAAGGGAAUUAUUGACUACAUCUUCUACUCUAAACCUCAGCUGAACAUUCUUGGCAUCUUGGGACCUUUGGAUCAUCACUGGUUAAUAGAGAACAAUAUAAGUGGCUGCCCCCAUCCACUCAUCCCUUCUGACCACUUCUCACUUUUUGCACAACUGGAGCUGGUGCUGCCUUUCCUGUCCCCGGUAAAUGGAAUCCAUCUGCCCAGCAGGAGGUAGUCAAGUACAUUUUAGAGGGCAACCUCAAACUUAUUUGUAAAAUUGUAAAAUCUGAAUAUAGAGGAGUGAGGUAUGGCCAACAGGGAUCUUUCUUAAUGAUCUUAAUUUUAAAUCUAGUUAUUUGAUAAAGAAAUAGUAAAAGCCAGGUGCUAUCAGACACACAAUUCUGAGCCCAACAUGCUUUGUAUACUGUUAGGCAGGGAUGGGUGCAUUUGCGCCAUUCUUAGAUUUGUUACAAGUAAUCUUGUUUGUUCUAUCCAAUGUAAUAUUUCAUGCCUUGAAAAUGGGGAAUUACUAUAAUAAAUUCUCUUUGCACAGAUAUCUGUAGCACUACUUUUUUGAGGCCAGUAGUAGACAUCAAAAGACCAUUCUUCCAUACUUCACUCCCUUCUUUUUCAGACUUGUUUGUUUGUAAAAUAUAGAAUUUGAAUUUAGCCUUUAUUGAUUGUAUAUGAACAACAGAAAACCUGAUUUAUGAGAUUUUGUACUUUAAAAAAAUCAGAUUUGGAAAAUGAUUGUAUUGUAAACUAAGGCUAAAUUUUUAUCUGUUUCAUGUGUUAUAAAGGCCAGCUUGUAAAAGAAGUUGCACCAGGCUUUCUCUGCUAAUGAUUUGCACUGUUAGGGUGUUUAGCCCUUAUGUACUACUUCAUUGUUUUAAAAUUGAGAACACUGCUUUUAAGCCUAAAUUG
Messenger RNA from Euleptes europaea (tarantolino), 2995 nucleotides. It is a transcript of the gene CNOT6, whose product is annotated as CCR4-NOT transcription complex subunit 6. The transcript has 14 exons. Gene Ontology annotation, cellular component: CCR4-NOT complex; nucleus; cytoplasm. The record is from RefSeq and is a predicted model, not a curated record. NCBI's taxonomy places the organism in Eukaryota, Metazoa, Chordata, Lepidosauria, Squamata, Sphaerodactylidae. Gene Ontology annotation, biological process: nuclear-transcribed mRNA poly(A) tail shortening. Gene Ontology annotation, molecular function: protein binding; poly(A)-specific ribonuclease activity. Bases 633 to 2306 code for a protein of 557 amino acids.